UUGGAUUGGCUGCUCUCCGGCGGCCGCUCGACGGCGGCCGACGUCAUGAGGGUGGUGGUGACGGGCGCGACGGGGUACCUCGGCGGCCGCCUGUGCGCGGCGCUGGAGGGCGCCGGCCAUGCCGUGCGCGCGUUGGCCCGCCGCUCCAGCGACGCCUCCGGCCUCCCGGCGUCCGUCGAGCUGGCCUACGGCGACGUCACCGACGAGGGGUCCCUCGCCGCCGCCUUCGACGGGUGCGACGCGGUAUUCCACGUCGCCGCGGCCGUCGAGCCGUGGCUCCCUGACCCCUCCGUUUUCACCACCGUCAAUGUGGAAGGACUCAAGAAUGUGUUGAAGGCUACUAAGCGAACACCGACUGUAAAGAAGAUAAUUUACACGUCAUCGUUCUUUGCGAUUGGGCCAACCGAUGGUUAUGUCGCAGAUGAGACACAGAGGCAUCAAGAGAAAAUAUUUUGCACAGAGUACGAGAAAUCCAAGGUUGUCGCAGACCGAAUUGCAUUGCAGGCAGCAGCAGAAGGGGUGCCAAUCACCAUUCUCUACCCUGGAGUUAUCUAUGGGCCUGGAAAACUAACUACUGGAAAUCUUGUUUCCCGUAUUUUAAUUGAACGGUUUAAUGGGCGCCUACCAGGUUACAUAGGAGAUGGGUAUGAUAGAGAAUCGUUUUGCCAUGUUGACGAUGUUGUUAAUGGGCACAUAGCAGCUAUGGAGAAGGGAGGAGUUGGGGAAAGAUAUCUCCUCACUGGAGAAAACUUAUCAUUCAAGCAGAUUUUCAAUAUGGCUGCUAACAUUACAAACACGAAGGCACCCCAAUUCCAUGUACCUCUCUGGUUGAUUGAAGUAUAUGGGUGGAUUUCAGUUUUUGUUUCUCGCAUCACUGGAAAGCUCCCAUUUAUCAGUUACCCUACAGUACAUGUUCUUAGACAUCAAUGGGCAUAUUCAUGUGAUAAAGCCAAGAGGGAGCUGGGCUACAGUCCAAGAAACUUAACUGAAGGUCUAUCCGAGGUGCUAUUGUGGCUAAAGGAAGAGAAACUGAUCAAGUUUUAGCACCUCACCCCUUGUGUUAACUUCUGUUGUAUUCGACACAAUGUAAGCUAAGAUCUGAUUUAAAUCUAUUAGUAACUGUAAGAUGUACUACCUCUGUUUCUAAAUGUUUGACGUCGUUGACUUUUUUAUACG
This is a messenger RNA of Oryza brachyantha (malo sina), 1176 nucleotides long. Its product is annotated as putative dihydroflavonol 4-reductase. The transcript has 5 exons. The record is from RefSeq and is a predicted model, not a curated record. Lineage: Eukaryota; Viridiplantae; Streptophyta; Magnoliopsida; Poales; Poaceae. Bases 46 to 1044 code for a protein of 332 amino acids.